UCGGCGCAAAGCGAUAGAUAUCAUAUGCUAGGACUACAUACUCAAUGUGCAAUGACAUCUCCAAAGGAGCUGGAUUAUACGCCCGUUACAUGAUCCCGAGCGUUGUCGCAUACGGUCAGCUUCAAUGCCUAGUGAAAUUCUUACAAACUCAAAACAUUGUCUUCCCUAUGGUACUAAGUUCUGGUAUAGCAGCUUUAAUCCACAUCUUAUUAUGCUGGAUAUUGGUGUUCGAAUUCGAACUGCGAAUUAGAGGAACCGCUCUGGCGAAUUCGAUCUCGUAUUGGAUUAAUGUAUGUCUGAUAGCACUCUAUGUUAAGAUCUCUUCUUGUUGCUCAGAAACAUGGACAGAUUUUACAGUUGAUGCCUUGCAUAAUGUGCUUGAUUUCCUUAGGAUUUCAGUUCCUUCAGCUCUUAUGCUGUGCUUGAAAGUUUGGACAUUUGAAAUGAUGGUUAUCUUGUCUGGUCUUCUGCCUAACCCCAAGCUGGAAACUUCAGUACUUUCUAUCUGCCUUAAUAUAUUUGGAUUGUUCUGGAUGAUUUCUUUUGGACUUAGUGCUGCUGUAAGUAUUCGGGUGUCGAACGAGUUGGGGGCUGGACGUCCACGAGCAGCACGUAUGGCAGCGUAUGUUGCAUUAGUCAUGGUGGUUGUAGAAGGUGUUCUGGUAGGAGUUCUUAUGAUUCUGCUUCGCAAUGUCUGGGGUCGAGUUUAUAGUGAAGAAGAAGAAGUUGUGAGAUGCCUUGCGACUAUGAUGCCGGCUGUAGCGGUUUCCAGCUUCUUUGACGGUGUUCAGAGCGUUCUUUCAGGAAUUGCUAGAGGAUGUGGUUGGCAGAAAAUGGGCGCAUAUAUCAAUCUGGCUUCCUUUGACCUAGUGGGA
Molecule: messenger RNA, 875 nt
Organism: Cucurbita moschata (crookneck pumpkin)
Lineage: Eukaryota; Viridiplantae; Streptophyta; Magnoliopsida; Cucurbitales; Cucurbitaceae
Product: protein DETOXIFICATION 16-like
Exons: 6
Biological process (GO): xenobiotic detoxification by transmembrane export across the plasma membrane
Cellular component (GO): membrane
Molecular function (GO): antiporter activity; xenobiotic transmembrane transporter activity
Source: RefSeq, a predicted model, not a curated record